AUGCGCGAGGUGGAGCAAGUGCUGAACGCAACCAACGCGGGGCUCAUUGAUACCCUGGACCGGUCGCUCGGCAUCCUGCGCGACAUGAUCGACAGUAAGGCCUCCAAGCAGGACGUGACGCGCCUUCAGGAGAGUGUCGGCGAGGGCGGUGGAGUGGGGCAGGGCGCCGCGGACGUCCUUACAGGGUUUAAGGGCUACCGCUGCCUUGGCUGUAACCGCGUUGUGGAUAACCUGCGCCCGCGAACGCUCGGAUCUAAGAUGAACCCCUUUCUUAACCGAAAUCCGCAGCACCUUUUGAAGGACGAGGUCACCCGCUCCAUUGAGUACGAGCAGGAGCAGCGCGAGCGGGCUGAUGGGGGAAGCGGCAGGACGGGCAACAGCAGCCUUCCCUUGCGAGCGCUGCCGCUGUCUAAAGAAUAUAGCGAUAUGGAGCGAACACCAGGGGGUGACUUAAACAAGUCACUUCCUCGAAUCAGUGCGCCCUCUUCCCACUAA
Phytomonas sp. Hart1 is the source of this 495-nucleotide messenger RNA. NCBI's taxonomy places the organism in Eukaryota, Euglenozoa, Kinetoplastea, Trypanosomatida, Trypanosomatidae. The record is from the annotation of a GenBank genome assembly.